AUGGACUCUCCAGGCGGCGCGAUCUCGAGGAGGCCAUUGUUUGUGGCGGUCGUGUUGUUUCCAGAGUUUGAGCUGCUGGACGUGGCCGCGCCGGGCGAGCUCCUGGGAGCAGACGGAGGGCACUUCCGCCUGGCCUACUGCGCCGAGCACCCGGAGACGCCCGUCCGCUCCAGCUGCAUGCAGCUACGGAACUCGGAACGGCACCGCGGGUCCGAGCUGGGUCGCGACGCACAGGUUGGUCCUCGACGGUGGGCAGGCCAGGGUCGCGAGGGUGCAGCGCGAGAGCCAGGGAGCUCUGGCCGGCGAUCCGCAAGGGGAGGAGGCUGCGAAGGAGCCCGACGAGCUGGUCCCAGACGUGGUCCUGGUGCCGGGCGGCAAGGGCGUGCGGCAGGAGGUGGGCAACGAGUUCCUGAAGGAGUGGCUGAAGAUCCGAGCUCGGGCCCGCUGCUGCCCCCGCGGGCCCUCGUCCGCUGCGUCACCGUGUGCACGGGGUCGUGGCUGCUGGGCGCGGCGGGGGCGCUGGACGGGAGGAGGGCGACCUCGAACAAGAGCGCGCUGGCCGCGGGGCGGCCACAGGCCGCUGCGCCCGCGGUGCAGUGGGUGCUGAGGGCGAGGUGGGUGGAGCACAUCGAGCGCGAAGCAGGGCGGCACAGGGGAGAAGCUCUUCCUCACCUCGAGCGGCGUGUCCGCCGGGGGCGACGCGGCGCUCGCUCUGAUCGCCUACGUCUCCGGGAGCGAGGCCCACGCAGAGGCCAUCGCGAGGGCCGCCGAGUGGACGUGGCACAGGGACCCGGCGAACGACCCGUUUGCGCUCGGCGAGUAGUCGUGUUCUCUGUGGCAUGCGCGCGCGCUGCGGGGCUGUGGGAGAGGCAGGGGUGCUCACGGCGAGCAUCGGUGUUUCACCUCCUCGGCUUCCUCGCUCUCGUGCUGCAGCUCCCUCUGCCAGUUCCUCCCGCCCUGCCGCUCCCCUGCCCUUCAAUCUUCCCCAGUCGAUCCUCCGCGCCGUGCCAACAGCGCAUGGCGAUUCCGCAACCACAGUGUGCGCGAAUGCAGGCGGUCGUUGCCCAGGGUGCUGUCAGGCGCCCGCUGCUGGCACCAGCCCGAGGCACGCCCGCACGUACCAGGAGUAUCCUGCUACCUCCUCCCCCUCCCUCUCGCUGUCUCCCUCCACUUGUGGUUGUUAUCUUGUUGCAUUGCCUUCCCGCCAUGGGUGUGGACACUUUGUGCCCGGGCACCGUUCCUCCCGCUCCUCCACGUACGCAGUCCGUGUGGGGUCAUACGGCGGAGUCUUAUUUGGGCUCCUCCACGUACUCCGUGUGGGCUCCUCCACAUACGUAG
Messenger RNA from Prorocentrum cordatum, 1338 nucleotides. NCBI's taxonomy places the organism in Eukaryota, Dinophyceae, Prorocentrales, Prorocentraceae. The record is from the annotation of a GenBank genome assembly.